Messenger RNA from Nothoprocta perdicaria, 4240 nucleotides. RefSeq names its product ERCC excision repair 6 like, spindle assembly checkpoint helicase (gene ERCC6L). The transcript has a single exon. Lineage: Eukaryota; Metazoa; Chordata; Aves; Tinamiformes; Tinamidae. Bases 52 to 3555 code for a protein of 1167 amino acids. Gene Ontology annotation, molecular function: ATP-dependent chromatin remodeler activity; DNA translocase activity; ATP binding. The record is from RefSeq and is a predicted model, not a curated record.
CUCUACCGCCUGCACCGGGACGGCAGGCCCGGCGGCAUCCUGGCCGACGACAUGGGCUUGGGCAAGACCGUGCAGAUCAUCGCCUUCCUCUCGGGGAUGUUCGACGCCGAGCUGGUCCGGCACGUGCUGCUCAUCAUGCCCACCACGCUGGUGAGCAGCUGGCUGGCCGAGUUCGCCCGCUGGACCCCUGGGCUGCGCGUGCGCGAGUUCCACGGCACCAGCAAGACGGAGCGCACCAGGAACCUGGAGCGGGUGCAGAGGAAGAACGGCAUCAUCAUCACCAGCUACCAGAUGCUCAUCAACAACUGGCAGCAGCUGGCCAGCAGCCACGGCGAGGAGUUCRUCUGGGACUACAUCAUCCUCGACGAGGCGCAUAAGAUCAAGUGCCCGUCGAACAAGACGACCAAGUGCGUGUAYGCCAUUCCCGCGCGACACCGCCUCCUCCUCACGGGCACCCCCGUGCAGAACAACCUGCGGGAAAUGUGGUCCUUGUUCGACUUCGCAUGCCAGGGCUCCCUCCUGGGAACAGCCAAGACCUUCAAAAUGGAGUAUGAGAAUCCUAUUACUAGGGCGAGGGAGAAGGACGCCACUCUAGGAGAGAAAGCCCUGGGACUGAAGAUCUCUGAGAACCUGAUGACCAUCAUAAAGCCGUAUUUCCUCCGAAGAACUAAGGAAGAUAUAAAAAAUAUAGGUAGUGCUGACAGAGUGGAUGCCRCUCUCCCUACGGAUCUAAGUGAGAAUAGUGCUCCUGUUAUGCCCUCUCUUACUAGGAAAAAUGACUUUGUUGUGUGGGUGUACUUAGCGCCAAUACAAGAGGAGAUCUACAGGAACUUCCUCGCUUUAGAUCAUUUGAAAGAAGUGUUGAUGACGACCCGGUCACCAUUAGCGGAGCUGACGGUCUUGAAGAAGCUGUGCGACCACCCUAGGCUUCUGCCUGCAAGAGCGUGUAUCCAGCUAGGUUUAGAAGGGCAUGAAAACUAUGAGCAGGAUUACAGGAGUGAAACAGGUUUGUUUUCAGGAGCUAACCAAAUCGGUCACCUCCCUGAAGAGACCGUCAUCCAGGAGUCUGGGAAAAUGCAGUUCCUUGUAGGGCUUCUAGAAAGGCUGAGGGAUGAGGGGCACCAGACGCUGGUGUUCUCACAGUCAAGGAAGAUGCUCGAUAUCAUAGAGCACGUUUUGUCCCGCAGGCAGUUUAAGAUCAUGCGCAUUGAUGGGACAGUAACCCACUUAGUGGAGCGGGAGAAGCGCAUUAAUGCCUUUCAGAAUGACAAGGACUACUCUGUCUUCCUGCUCACCACCCAAGUUGGUGGCGUUGGUAUAACCCUAACAGCAGCCAGCAGGGUGGUGAUCUUUGAUCCCAGCUGGAAUCCAGCCACAGAUGCCCAGGCUGUGGACAGAGCUUAUAGGAUUGGGCAAAAAGAAAAUGUAGUAAUUUAUAGACUGAUCACUUGUGGCACCGUGGAGGAGAAAAUAUAUARGCGCCAAGUAUUCAAGGAUUCCUUAAUAAGACAGAGUACAGGUGAUAAAAAGAACCCAUUCAGGUAUUUUUCCAAACAGGAACUAAGAGAGCUUUUCAUACUAGAAGAUACUCGAACAUCUGCAACUCAGAUCCAGCUGCAGUCACUACAUGCCACCCAACGUAAGACUGAUGUGCAGCUGGAUGAGCACAUCGCUUAUUUGCACUCUCUGGAAAUGUUUGGUAUUUCAGAUCAUGACUUAAUCUAUACAAGGGAAAUAACUCAGGAGGAGCAGGCUGAGAGCGAAGAAGCCCAUCAGUACAUUCAGCAGAGGGUACAGAAAGCCCAUGAGCUAGUUCAGUUAGAGUCUCAGCUUAGAGACCAGAGGAUGGAGAGGAUCAGAAAUGCUUCUGAUGGGUCGUGGCCAGGAGCACCAGAACCAUCUUCCCAGCCAAAGAAGAAGUCUCCAGGAUUGAACAGCAUCAAUAACUUUGUCUCACCACCAGUGGUUGCUAGAGUUGAAAGCGAAACUAUAGAUCUUACAGAGAAUGAGGAAGUCCAAAUAGCUAAUGUCAGCUCUAAAAUAACAAAUCUGGUUAUUGAUGAUGUAGGUGAAGAGGAACUGGCACAAGAUGUGUCCGGUAUGGAUACUGGCAGUGAGAUAGUGAAAGAAUCCAAUAUAGAAGAGCAUGAGGAAAACCUUGGAUCGAGCAUUAGGYUGUCAUCCUCUGGGCUUCACCCACUUGACAGGGAGAGUCUGAGUCUUGAACAGAAACAGCCUUCUCCUGCUUCUCUUGUAAAUUCAAAAAGCUUGACUGAAGCAGGGAAUGACCUGACUGAUCAGUCUCGGCUCUCCUGUAACAAAUCUGGUGUGACGGAUGGUCCUGAGACUGCAGAACCAUUGGAUCAGGUACCUGAACCACUUGCUGGCUUGGGGACAGAUGGGAAUUCUGUUCCUGAGCUACACUUGGCUUCUGUGGUGUCGAGAUUGUCAAACGUUGUCCCAGAAGCCCAUGCUAGGAUCCAGAACUCUCAUGCCAGCUUGGAGGCUGUGUCUGUGUCCUCUCUCCAGGAUCAAGUGGACUUCAAUCUUGUCUUGGAAGAAUCUGAAGAUGGAUGGCAAGAUAUCUCAAGUGGGGACCAAUCACUGGAGAAUCCAGAAGAGGCAGAGUUUCAAGAAAAAGCAGAAAGAGACUGUAAAUCUCCAAAGAAAAGCUGGGCACGUGAGAACAGUAGCUUUGGAAACUCCUGUCACACACCUGAAGAAUAUGUGAAUAACUCCCUGCAAGGGGGUGAAAACUCAGCGGAAAGCAGUAGUGUCCUCACUUUUAGUAGAAAGAAGUGCAUACAGAGAAUUGCUUCUGACAGUGAGGAUGAAAACCAGUCCCUUGUGAUCUUGAAGGAAAGCAAGUCUGAUGAGAGGUCCUCUUGCUUGAGCAGCCCUCCACAUCAAUUUUUGGAAGGAAUCAAUGCGUCCACACCUAAAUAUGACAAAAGUAUAGCAAAAGCUGUCUUUUCUCCCCAGAUAAUUAAUAGUGGGAACAGGUCUACAGCUUCCAGAAGAUCUAUAAUCAACAUGGUGGUGGACCAGGUUGAAGAUAUUGGAGAAAUUAUGGGAGCUACUGAUGAGGAAGGAACUACUGAUGAAGAAGAAGAUGCUGAAGAUCAAGAUGACAUUAUAGAAGAAGAAGCUGAAGAGUGUAGCGGGGAAUCUGCUGAAAGUGAAGAAGAACCAGCUGGAGAAACACUUGAUACAGGUGGAGAAUCCUUCCGUCUAGGUUGCACCCACUCUGAACAGUCUGAAGCGAGUGAGACAGAGUCAUCUCAGGAUGAAUCCACUGGUGAUGCUGAACUUCAGUCUGGUGAGCAGAUAGAUUUCUUCUCCCAGGAAAGUGUCUCCCAGAAAGACACUGGUCGGAGUUCCUCUUCUGCCUUAGAUAAUUAUAACACCUUAAUAGAUUGUGGGAAGAAACUGAAGGAUGAGGGAARACUACAGGAGGCACUGAACUGUUUUCUGCAAGCUCUAGACAUAAAGAACGGAGAUCCUGAARUUAUGCUUGUGACCUUAAACUUGUAUAGACAGCUAGCCCAGAGAUGAAAUGUGUCUGUUUGUAUGCUUUUAUAUGUAUGUCUAAACUGUAUCACUGGUUUAAACUAGCUUGAGACUGACAGCUGCCUUAGAAGUUUCUUCUUUCAUGUUAUGGAACUUGCAAUUGUGGUGAGUGUACAAUGUCAGCGUUUCUUCCUCUGUGAGGAAGCACUGUGAGAAUUGGGUAGUCUGUCCUUACUCUUUAGCUSGGGAUGGGAUUUCACAGUGGAUUUGGUUCACGAAGAUAAAAACACUUCAUAUUCCUGUUUGUUCAAUAAAACAUUUCUUCUAUGUCUCAGUGUUUCUCCAAGCUUGCAGCUUUGGCUUCAUGCUCAAUGAGUCUUCAGAUGUGGUUCCACAGCAGCUUAAUGCACCCUGCAUUUAGGCAGCUGUAACUCUUUCCAGAGCUACUGCUCUUCCCAGAGCUACUGUAGCCUUAAUUUYAGUUGGUCUGAGAAUGCAUUUUCAUAGCAGCUUCUUUUGGCACGUAACACUCUUACUUGCUACAAGAAGUUUGCAGCUAUGCAUCCUCCAAGUGAUGGAGGCACGUCAGCUGCCUUGCUCAGGUCUGACACUAAAUGUGGCAUUGCAGAAGCCCUUCUACUCGAAUCCCUGCUAGACUAUAGCUGCAGCGUGGCUACAGAAUGACUGGAAUAGCAGUUGAACCUUGACAGAUGCAAGGUAAGAACAUGCU